AGCUGCUGUGAACUGAAGUCCUUAUAUUCCUGGGCUUCUUUCUCCUCUGGGUACCAGCUCCUCACUGCUCUGCAGACGUGGGUGCUUGUGGCGAAGGGAAGGAAGAGGUCGGAGGGUCUGUGCUAACAGACAUCUGAAGCAAGAAAAAGAGCAGGAAACAACCCCGCGUCGGCACAGGAAACAACAACAUCAUGCAAAAACCCUGCAAAGAAAAUGAAGGAAAGCCCAAAUGCAGCGUGCCAAAGAGGGAGGAAGAAUGCCCCUACGGAGAAUUUGAACGCCAACAAACCGAAUGGAAUUUCAGACAGAGGCUGCUUCAGUCUCUUGAAGAAUUUAAAGAGGACAUAGACUAUAGGCAUUUUAAGGAUGAGGAAAUGACAAGAGAGGGAGAUGAGAUGGAAAGGUGUUUGGAGGAGAUAAGGGGGCUGAGAAAGAGAUUCAGGGCUCUGCAUUCUAACAAUAGGCAUUCUCGGGACCGUCCUUAUCCCAUUUAAUGCAUUUCUCUGAAAAUUCAGUUAUUUUCUGUUAUUAAUAUUGCCACUGCUUUCUGUUUGCAUUUCCUUGCUAAAUAUUGUCAUUAGUUUACCCCAGUCCUUCGGUGUUGCUUAGAUUUACAUAUGACUUGUCAACAUCUCAUCUUUUGACCCAAUCUUACUCACUUAAUAAAGGGUCUCAUUCAUUUGCAUGAGAAGAUGCUCAUUGUAUAUUGUAAAGUGAAAAUAACAAAUUGAAAAAACAGUGUGUAUAUAUGUAUGUGUAUACAUACACUUUAUAUGUACAUUUCUAUAUGACGUAAUGCAGAGGAAAGUGUCUGAUUUAUUAUACACCAAAGGUUAACAGUGAAUCUCUGUGCGAUCUGUAUUUUCUUUCUCUUUUUUCUUGACUAUCUACAUCUUCUCAUUUUCCAAAAAAUGAAUAUAUGUUUGUGUGUAUGUAUUACUUGUGCCACCAAAAGAAAAAAAUACCCUCUAAAAUAGACACAAUAUAACAACUUGUCAAUCACCUUUGGAAAGCAGUGAAACACUUAAUAAACUCAAUAACAGAUGUAUAAAAAAGAAAUGUAAACUUCAGAUUGCCUCUGGAUCUCUUAGCCAGAGGAAUAAACUGGCUGUUAUUAUAGAUGCA
Messenger RNA from Microcebus murinus (gray mouse lemur), 1125 nucleotides. Lineage: Eukaryota; Metazoa; Chordata; Mammalia; Primates; Cheirogaleidae. The record is from RefSeq and is a predicted model, not a curated record.